Linderina pennispora is the source of this 186-nucleotide messenger RNA. RefSeq names its product cleavage polyadenylation factor subunit FIP1. The record is from RefSeq and is a predicted model, not a curated record. The annotation marks the transcript as partial. NCBI's taxonomy places the organism in Eukaryota, Fungi, Kickxellomycota, Kickxellomycetes, Kickxellales, Kickxellaceae. The transcript has a single exon. Gene Ontology annotation, biological process: mRNA processing.
AUGACGGUUCCGCUGCUGAAAAACAUCGAUCUUUACAAAAUCGACCUGGAUUUGCUGGAGGAGAAGCCGUGGCGCAACCCUGGUGCCGAUAUCACGGAUUACUUCAACUUUGGCUUCAACGAGCAGACGUGGCGCCUGUAUUGCUUGAAGCAGAAGCAGCUGAGGGCCGACUUUAGCGUGCGCAAG